UUUGGUGUUGAGUCUGUUGACAAAGCCGUAUUUGUACAGAAACCGUGAAAAAUUGAGAAAAAAGACAAACUUGGGGAUAAGAGUGUUAGGGUUCUACUGGACUAUGUUCAGAUUUGGGGAUUUGAAGGCGGUGCAUAAGAAGAUCCAGAUAUUUUCGUUUUUAGACGACACUAACCAGUAGUUCAGAUAUUUCUACUGCACUUGUGUAUUAGAUUCACUCUCCUACUGCAACCUCACGCUUCUCUUCUACGCUCCCAACCACUUCCCCUUUUUGUUGGCGUCCAGUCCUAGAGGUUCAGUUAGCACUGAAUUGUGUGUCAUGGCGGCAACAAAUGUGUCAAGCUUUACGUCUCUGGCACAGACUUUCUCAACCACGCGGUCUCUUCCUAGUUCUAAAGCAAGUUCAUGUGUUUCGCAUCCACUUGCUAGUGGUUUUGUGGGCGCUUCUCUGCCAAUUACUUCUCCAAAGAAGAGAGUAGUUAAGAGCAGCUGGAAAGUGAGUGCUACUGCAGCUGUUGAGACUGCCCCUGUGGAGGAGGAAAUAAAAGAUUUUAUCCUUCCAUCCUGGGCUAUGUUUGAACUUGGGCGGGCUCCUGUAUAUUGGAAAACUAUGAAUGGUCUUCCUCCAACAGCUGGGGAGAAGAUUAAGGUUUUUUAUAACCCAGCUGCAAAUAAACUUGUUCCUAAUGAAGAAUAUGGAGUUGCGUUCAAUGGGGGUUUUAAUCAACCGAUAAUGUGUGGUGGAGAGCCAAGGGCAAUGCGCAGGACGGACAGAGGAACAGCUGACGGACCUAUAUUUACCAUUCAGAUUGUCAUCCCGAAGCAUGCCCUUAAUGUGAUCUUCUCAUUCACAAAUGGAGUUGAUUGGGAUGGCCCCUACAGACUGCAGUUUCAAGUUCCAAAAGCUUGGCGGAACAGACCCAUUGAGUUCUUCAAUGAGGGACUGGCAGGAGAGUUGAGCAAAGAAGGCGCGUGUGAAAGAGCAAUAUUUCCAGAUAGUAGCGUUAUUGUUCCACCAAGUUGUACUAUGGUUGGCAACUUAUCUGUUGAGGGAGGUGAUCGUUGCGAUCUAGAUCUAGUUCCAGGAUGCAUGGAUCCUAGCUCGCAUUUGUUUGAUCCCCUUGCCAAUGUAGAUGAUGGAUCCUGCCCCAUUGAUAUGUCUGAUUCAGAGGAAUAAGAAUGCAGAGUUUAUGCUUUCCCAUCACUAUACGUAAAUAUGAAACCAGUGUCUGAUACAUUUGCAACAUCAAUGAGGCAUUGAGGCUGCAUCACAUCAAGGAGGCCAUUACUUCUGAUGACCCUCCAUGUAUAUUCUAAACCCUAAUAUUGUCUACAUUGAUCAUAUACUCCCCCUCAUGCUGUUAUGAGAGAUCACUGGCAGGAAUACAAAGAACAGUAACUGCUAUUUAGGUUUAAUCCACCGUGGUUGUCUUAUAAUGUAUCAUUGUGUACUUAUAAAAUAAAUUAGUUGAAUAAAAAGCGUAUAAGCUAGCUAAACGUCUGGCGUUUU
This is a messenger RNA of Tripterygium wilfordii, 1510 nucleotides long. RefSeq lists its product as uncharacterized. Gene Ontology annotation, cellular component: thylakoid; chloroplast stroma. Lineage: Eukaryota; Viridiplantae; Streptophyta; Magnoliopsida; Celastrales; Celastraceae. Gene Ontology annotation, biological process: chlororespiration. The transcript is spliced from 8 exons. Bases 320 to 1177 code for a protein of 285 amino acids. The record is from RefSeq and is a predicted model, not a curated record.